UGGUGGCAUGCAACCCACGUACAUAAUGUAUGAGAUUGAUACAAUAUCAAAUGCUGUGAUAGGAUAUCCUGAAACCUGGAAUUCAAUCCAGUCAAUACACACGUUGUUAUGAAAGUUUCUCGUGACAUUCAUUUCACCUGGUGAAGCUUGGACUGGAGUUAUGGACUGGCAGACACAGAGUUCUACCAUCGAUUCUGCCGAUCUUGUAAACCUAGCAAAUUCUCGGACGAUUUUAUCAUGAUGAUGCAAAGAAAAAGAUAGAAUCGCCAACACAAACAUGCACAAGUAUCGUGUCCUCGGGAAGAAAGGUGAAGGGACCUUCUCAGAGGUUCUGAAGUGCCAGCACAUCAAAGAUGGGACAUACUAUGCCUGUAAGAAAAUGAAGCAGACUUAUGAUAGUCUGGAGCAAGUGAAUAACUUACGUGAAAUUCAAGCUAUGAGAAGGUUGAGCCCUCAUGAGAAUAUCUUAGAACUUGUUGAAGUCGUCUUUGACAAGAAAACUGGCAAGCUGGCUUUGCUUUGUGAACUAAUGGACAUGAAUAUUUAUGAAUUAAUAAGAGGACGAAGACAUUAUCUUCCAGAACAUAAAGUAAAAGCGUACAUGUACCAGUUAUUAAAAUCACUAGAUCACAUGCAUAGGAACGGAAUCUUUCAUCGAGAUGUCAAGCCAGAGAAUAUUCUUAUAAAGGAUGAUUUACUAAAGCUUGCUGAUUUUGGUUCAUGUCGGAGUGUUUAUUCAAAGCAGCCGUACACGGAAUAUAUAUCAACAAGAUGGUACAGGGCUCCAGAGUGCCUCUUGACUGAUGGCUACUACACGUAUAAGAUGGACUUGUGGAGUGUUGGUUGUGUCUUCUUUGAAGUACUUAGUCUCCAUCCAUUGUUUCCUGGUGCUAACGAAGUUGAUCAAAUAGCAAAGAUUCAUGACAUCAUGGGGACGCCCGAUGCCAGCAUUCUCAACAAACUCAGAAAUAAAACAAGAGGUAUGAAUUUCAAUUUCCCUGCCAAGAAAGGAACAGGGAUCCAGAAGUUGCUUCCCCACGCCUCUCCGGAGAGCUUAGAGCUCAUUUUCCAAUUAUGUACAUACGAUCCAGAUGAGAGAAUAUCAGCCAAGCAAGCUCUCAGACAUCCUUAUUUCAAGGAAUUAAGAGAUGCUGAUAAGAGAAAACAUCCUGUGGUGAAGAAGGUGGAUGGGGAAUCGGGCAAGAUGUCACCCAACUCAGUUGAUGAAGCCAACAUCAAAACAAACAACAACAACAACAUCAUUACUAAGGAGAUUGAUGUAACCUACCAACCACAGCAAAGGAGGAGGAGGAAACCACGGCGGUUCCAAGAAUCAGAGAAGACGUAUCAGACGACACUCCUACCCAAGGUGGCUCAGUCCAGUCAGAUAACAUCCUCCAAUGUCAACAGCAGCUUUCCGACAAUGUCAUCUUUCCCGUCCUCAACGUUUCCUAAGCUUCACACCGGUCCGUCCAUGCUCCCUAGUAUAGCCAACACACACUACAAUAAACACCAUCAACAUGCUAAAAAGACAACAACCUUCCAGCAGCCAACCAAAACAAUGUAUGGUCAUUACCAGCUUCCAUCCAUCCAUAAAGGUAAAGGAUUCUGAAUGCAAUCAGACAGUCUCCUCUUGUGAAAUGUCUUCCUCAUCCCUUCACCGUGGCAACGAGUUCGCACAACACAAAAGGGCACACAACCCCCCCCCCCCC
This is a messenger RNA of Asterias rubens (European starfish), 1712 nucleotides long. RefSeq names its product MAPK/MAK/MRK overlapping kinase-like. Gene Ontology annotation, cellular component: cytoplasm; nucleus. Gene Ontology annotation, molecular function: protein serine/threonine kinase activity; ATP binding. The transcript has 13 exons. The record is from RefSeq and is a predicted model, not a curated record. Lineage: Eukaryota; Metazoa; Echinodermata; Asteroidea; Forcipulatida; Asteriidae. Gene Ontology annotation, biological process: intracellular signal transduction; protein phosphorylation. The coding region runs from base 278 to 1612 and encodes 444 amino acids.